Cannabis sativa is the source of this 2439-nucleotide messenger RNA. Its product is annotated as G-type lectin S-receptor-like serine/threonine-protein kinase LECRK3. The coding region runs from base 1 to 2439 and encodes 812 amino acids. Gene Ontology annotation, molecular function: protein serine/threonine kinase activity; ATP binding. The record is from RefSeq and is a predicted model, not a curated record. NCBI's taxonomy places the organism in Eukaryota, Viridiplantae, Streptophyta, Magnoliopsida, Rosales, Cannabaceae. Gene Ontology annotation, biological process: protein phosphorylation. The transcript has a single exon.
AUGAGUUGUAAAAUAUUUCUUAGCUUAUUUUUAUUAUUGAUACUAUUUUGUUCUGCUAGUAGUGCUGAUAAAACUACUCAAAGGAACAACAUCACAUUGGGUUCGUCACUAACUGCACAACCAAAUCAAAAUGAGUCAUGGAUAUCACCAAAUGAAGAUUUUGCAUUUGGUUUUCAACAAAUCCGAAAAGAUGGCUUCAUUCUUUCUAUAUGGUUCAACAAAAUACCUCAAAGAACCAUUGUUUGGUCAGCCAACAGAGAUAAUCUAGUGCAACAAGGCUCAACAGUUCAACUAACCAACUUUGGCUCAUUAGAAUUGAGAGACUCAACAGGAAGAGAUGUAUGGUCUGCUGCUGCCUCUGGCUCUGGAGUUUCUCAUCCAGCCAUGCUAGACAUCGGGAAUUUUGUGCUCACCAACCAGAAAAAUUUCUAUCUUUGGGAGAGCUUUCAUGAACCAACUGACACAUUGUUACCUACACAAUAUCUUGGUCAAGGUAAGAAACUUGUAUCUAGGUACUCCGAGUCAGAUUACUCGAGUGGAAGGUUUCAUUUUCGAGUUGGAGAUAAUGGGGCUACAGAGUUCUCUGCCAGGGGUUUCCCAGUUGACAGUGAUAGUUACAAUGUUGUUUAUGAACUAAAUAUGUUGUCACAAGGCAAUGGCAUGCAAGUUAUGUUCAACCAAUCUGGUUUUGUGUAUCUGCAAGCACAAAAUGGUACCAUAAUUGAAUGGUUGACAUCAUCCAACUCUAUUUUUUCGAAAGGUUUUUACCAAAGGGUGGUUCUUGAUUACCAUGGUGUUUUCAGGCAUUAUGUUUACCCGAAAGAUGAUGAUCGAAAUUCUAGAGGAUGGCCUAGUGGAAAAUGGAGCCAAACUUCACCAUCCAUACCCAAAAACAUAUGUUUAAGUAUUAAGGGGCCUUAUGGACCAGGAGCUUGUGGAUACAAUAGCUACUGCAGUGUGGAAAUUGAUGGCACACCCAAUUGCCAAUGCCCUAUUGGUUACACCUUCGUCGAUCCAGAUGAUAAGAUGAAAGGAUGCAGACCCAACUUCAAAGCUCAAAAUUGUGAUGAAGACUCUAAAGAUGUCAAUAACUUUGUGAUGUACACAAUGGAAAACACAUAUUCCCAUUAUGGUGAUUUCGAGGCAACUUCACCUGUUUCUGAGGAUUGGUGCUUAAACUAUUGCUUGGUUGAUUGUUUCUGUGCUCUUGUCAUUUAUGAAAAUGAUAGCUGCUGGAAGAAGAAAAAUCCUAUCUCAAAUGGGAUGAGAGACUAUAGUAUGUUGGGAAAAGCUAUGAUCAAAGUAAGACAAGAUAGCAUUGUUACUUCCAAGCCAAGCAAUCACAGCAUAAAUUCCUUUCAAGAAACACUAAUACUCAUUGGAUCAGUACUUCUAAGUAGCUCUGGUUUUCUUAAUAUCGUACUGCUAAUAACCUCAUUGGUUCUCUUUUUUCUCCUAGGACGCAAAACAUCAAUCACCAAACUAUAUCAGAACAUGCCAAAGAUGAACUUGCGGAGUUUCACUUUUUCAGAACUAGAAAAAGCUACCAAUGGAUUCAAGGAAAAGUUGGGAGUUGGUGCCUUUGGAGCUGUUUUCAAAGGGGUUGUGCAAUUGGGCGACAAUAACACUACUUCAGCAAUUGCUGUGAAAAAGUUGGACAACAAAAAAUUGGUGAAAGAUGGUGAUCAAGAAUUUACAGCAGAAGUAAUGUCCAUUGGUCGUACAAACCAUAAGAAUUUGGUUAAGCUAAUCGGGUUUUGCAAUGAAGGACAACACCGACUUCUUGUUUAUGAUUACAUGAGCAAUGGAUCCCUAGCAACCAUUCUUUUUGAAACAUCAAAUAAGCCAAAUUGGAACCAAAGAAUGAGAAUUGCUUUUGGGAUUGCAAGAGGACUAUUUUACUUACAUGAAGAGUGCAGCACCCAAAUCAUACACUGUGAUAUAAAGCCUCAAAACAUCCUCUUAGAUGACUCAUACACAGCAAGGAUUUCUGAUUUUGGACUAGCCAAGAUUUUGAAGAAUGAUCAGACUCGAACCACAACUCGAAUAAGAGGAACCAAAGGAUACGUUGCUCCUGAAUGGUUUAAAAACAUGGCUGUAACAGUGAAGGUGGAUGUAUACAGCUAUGGAAUUCUGUUGUUGGAAUUGAUUUGCUGCAGGAAGAAUUUUGAAGAAGAUGUAGAGGAUGAUGCCUCAAUGAUAUUGUCUGAUUGGGCAUGUGAUUGCUAUGAAUCUGGGAAAGUUAAGUGUCUAGUUGAGAAUGAUGAUGAGGCCAUGAUGGAGAUAAAAAUGGUUGAGAAGUAUGUGAUGGUUACUUUAUGGUGCAUUCAAGAGGACCCUUCACUAAGACCAACUAUGAAGAAAGUUAUGCUUAUGCUUGAAGGAAGUGUUAAGGUUUCAGCUCCUCCACUCCCAAACUCAUUCAUCAGUUCAUUGUAG